UUCUGCUGGGAGCUGUGAAUAAGUGACAACAGGAAAAUAAGUAACAACACGUGCAUUUUUUCAGCUUGUCUGACCUGAACUCACCUGACCUGAACUCACCUGUCCCACGUGAUUCCUGCAGUCCCAGAGAAAACAAACCGGAAGUCACCGUUAGACCAACAGACCUGCUGCUAAAAAAAUAAACUAAAGAAAUGGUUCAGUGAAAGGACCGUUGCCCAGGUGCUGGUGGUCCCAGGGGGUCCCAGGUGUGUUACCUGAGCUGCAGAUCCUCCUGAGUGUCUCAGUGAAGAACAUUUACAGGAGCCUCUGUGGUCCGACGGGUCCAUUCAGGACCAGAACCUCUUCAGCUUUACAGGAGCCUCUGUGGUCCGACGGGUCCAUUCAGGACCAGAACCUCUUCAGCUUUACAGGAGCCUCUGUGGUCCGACGGGUCCACUCAGGACCAGAACCUCUUCAGCCUUUUUGUCUCCUGAUGAGUUCAGGUCCAACGUUGUGGUUCUGACGGGACCCUGGUUUGGGAUUCUUCUUGUCUUUACAAACUAAGAUGAAGGCCCAAGUUCUGACGGUGAAGGGGUCCAGCUGGACUCCAGAGGAGGCCCACCYAGAGGACCAGAUCCAUGCAGACCCACAGAAGGAGAACCUCUGCUUACCGAACAUCUUCAGGUCCAACAAGGUGAAGUCCCUCACAAAAGUCCAGACCGACCCCCCUUACCAGGUCUACCACACGGCCAGAGAACUGCUCCUGGAGGUUCUGGAUAAGGAGGCGGUUCUGGAGYUGAUCAGGAGGUCUCCUGGACCUUGUAGACCCUCACUGAGCAGAGACAGGAUCUGCCAUGUCUCUGAUGAGGACUACAGCGAGGUUCUGACAUGGUUCUCUGUGGUCCUACAGACCGGUGUGUCUCCAGGGCAGGACUGCAGCUCUGGUUCUGAUCUGACCCAAAACCUGGACAGAGUCCUGAAGAGGAACAGCAUCCAGACCCGUCUCCUGUCUCUGACCCGGCUGGAGGACGAGGACAAGCUGGAAGCUCUGUCUGCGUUCUGCAGCCAUUUGUGUCGGCGCUACCGGACCCUCCACAGACCGGGUCCCAGCCUGGCCGUGAAGAAGUACACCCUGACCCACCAGGAUGGUCUCUGCCCGGUCCAGCUGGCGGUUCUGUGCGACCCGAGUUCUGGGUUCAUCUGUAACAUGUUUCUGUACAGACCUGAGCUCCAGAAGCUGAGGACCAGACCCGUGGUCGAGCAGGUGGUCCAACAUCUGCUGGGACCUUUCUGCAGCCAAAACCUCAAGGUCCAGCUGGACGGUUCUACCUGCAGGGUCCAAACGGUCCUCUCUGGACCAGGACUCAGUAUUCACUUAGAUCCAGCUGUGAAAGGAGAAGCUACCAGUCCACCAUCAUCUUCAUCAGUCCCACACAAUCAGGACCCCCCAGCUUCUGAGGACUCAAACCUCUGYGCCCAUCUUCAAGGCUGGACUGGACCUGCUCUGGUUCUGCACCCAGACCUGAAAGAGUCCAGGUCCGAGGUCUUUCUUCCAGGACUUUGGACCACGCUGCACAUGGUCUGCAUCAACACCUACGUGCUGCACUCCCUGCAGAGCCUGGGCUCCUGCAGGAGGGUCCCGCUGGCUCAGUUCACCAGGACUCUGGUCUCUGGACUGUCUGUGGACCASGGUGGGACCAGGGUCCCAGUUCUGCCACGACUCUACAGCUGCUCGUACCAGGAGMCCAGUUUACCAAACCUCUUUAAACCCAGGUCAAACCCUAGAAGCUGCAACCAGCUGAUGGAUGAGGUGAAGACCAGCAGCAGGUCUGGAUCCAGACUCCAGUCCAGCUGGAACCGACCCGGGGUCUGUGGACUAGAUAACUCUGGGAACUCCUGCUACCUGAACGCGGUUCUGCAGUGCCUGAGUUCUUCGGUUCCUCUGGUGGAACACCUGCUGAACCCAGAAACCCGCAGACAGCUGACCAAGUGUAGGUGCCGCGUGGCCGAGGUUUUCCUUCGGCUGCUGGAGAAGAUGUGGCUGGGCAGCAGCGCCAUCUGCGCCCCGAUCGAGACCCGGUCCGUUCUGAGCUCGGUCCUGCCCCAGUUCAACAACUACAGUCAGCAGGACGCCCAGGAGCUGCUGCUGCAGCUGCUCAACCUGCUGCACGAAGACCUCAGGAAGGCUGCGAAGCGUCAUCUGAACUCCAGCCUGAAACAGCAGGUGAGAAGAGAACAGAACAGGACCUGGACCAGCGAGUCCACCGUGGUGUCCCACCUGUUUGAAGGCCAGCUGAGCUACAUGACCCUCUGCCKGCACUGCGACCACCGGGCCCAGAACCGGCAGAGCUUCACGGUUCUGUCUCUGCCCAUCCCUAAAGACACCAGGAAAUGCUCCAUCCAGGACUGCUUGUCUCUGUUCUUCGAGGAGACGGUCCUGACGGGGACGGAGCAGGUGCUCUGUUCAGAAUGUGGUCUGAGAAGAGAGACGGCGGUCCUCACGUGUUUAGAUAAACCUCCUGAGAUCCUGAUGCUGCAUCUGAAACGGUUCUGCUGUAAGGGGAAGAAUCAGGUCAAACUGAGGACCAACGUUUCGUUCUCCAUGAAGCUGGACCUCAGUCCGUACCUGUCCAGUCCUGAGCAGAAAGGGUCUUCGUACCACCUGUACGCUGUGGUGAACCACAUGGGUCACCUGAACAUGGGUCACUACACGGCCGUGUGCUACAACGCCCCGGCUCAGACCUGGUUCUGCUUCGACGACGCCGACGUCAGGGAGGUCCAGGAGAGCCUGGUGCCGUCCGCCAACGCCUACGUGCUGCUGUACAGCCAGAGACCCUUCCAGACCCCCAGGAUCCGGAUCGUCUGAGCCGGUCGGUUUUAUUUACAGACAGAUGAAGUUUUUAUUUGAACCAGGUGGCGUCAGAGCAACGCGUUGGUUUCUGAAAGAAAAGCUCGCUCACAGGAUUCUGUUGAAGUACUUUUAAUAAAUAUGUUUCAGGUUA
This is a messenger RNA of Austrofundulus limnaeus, 2981 nucleotides long. RefSeq names its product ubiquitin carboxyl-terminal hydrolase 4. Gene Ontology annotation, cellular component: nucleus. Lineage: Eukaryota; Metazoa; Chordata; Actinopteri; Cyprinodontiformes; Rivulidae. The transcript is spliced from 8 exons. Gene Ontology annotation, molecular function: cysteine-type deubiquitinase activity. The record is from RefSeq and is a predicted model, not a curated record. Bases 545 to 2845 code for a protein of 766 amino acids. Gene Ontology annotation, biological process: protein deubiquitination.